Molecule: messenger RNA, 3517 nt
Organism: Sceloporus undulatus (fence lizard)
Lineage: Eukaryota; Metazoa; Chordata; Lepidosauria; Squamata; Phrynosomatidae
Gene: DQX1
Product: DEAQ-box RNA dependent ATPase 1
Exons: 10
Coding region: 729-2561 (610 amino acids)
Cellular component (GO): spliceosomal complex; intracellular anatomical structure
Molecular function (GO): RNA binding
Source: RefSeq, a predicted model, not a curated record
UCUGAACAGCUCUUACACCAGGAAGGUUGAGGCGGGAUCUCUUUUCCUGUGGUCCUAGUCUCUGGAGCAGCAGAAAACAAGCUUGCUUCGACCUGGAGGCACAGAGACGCCUGCCCUCCGCCGCUCUGCUCAGGCCCUCCAGGGGCCUCUUGCCCUUCCGCCCCCUCCGCGUCUUUCCCGGGGCCGUUCUUCCGCAGCCUCAGUUUCAGCCCUUGGCUUCCAGGGCGAGAGAGCCCUUGGCCGAUCCAAGACCCCAUUCCAUAUGGCCCUGGUAGCCCCACGUCGCCAGCGAAGGGAUUUCCAUUUCCAAAGGGCAUGAUGGCUUCAGCCUUCCACCGUGUUGCUUCUCACUCUCCUCCUUCCGUUCUGGCGCCAGCACCGGACACAGGGCCCUUCCGGGGGGCAUUCGCACUUCCUGCCCAGGCCCCGCGGGGCCCUGCAUUUCGUUUGCCAGCUCUUGCCCGGCUUCCUACUCUCUUCUGGGCGUUAGCUGCUGCUGCUGCUGCUGCUCCUCGUUUGGCCUCCUCUGCCAACCGGAGAAGCACGCCUAGUCCUAUCCCUUCCCCAAGGCGCCCUGGGCCCAGGCAGAGCCCCACCGGGCGCCCACCGGUCCCUUCUCUCCAGGAGGAAGGAGGGCAGGAGAGGAGCCAUUGCCCUCAGCCCCUGACAGGCCCACUACUAACGGCCUCUCGCUUUGGGAAAGCAAAGCGGCCCUGACUGGAGGGGAAAUGGCGGCGCAGGAGGCCCGGAAGGGAGCAGGAAGGGCCGCUCUAGGACUCGGACGGAAGGCCGAGGGGCGGAGCCUGGAGGGGGCGGGGCGCCAGCGCGCUGUGAUUUGCCCCGCCCACGGCCAGGUAGGCGUCACGUGGCACGGAGGGGCGCCAGACCGGAAGCGAAGGCGCCAUUGGCCACGCGAGGAAGGGGCCGUGUCACGUGGCACGCGCGCUCUCUCCCGCCGCUCAGGUGCCCCAGUGGUGCGCGGAGUAUGCCCUCUCCCUGCGGUUCGCCCACGGCCAGGUGGUCUCCACGCAGCCUCACAGCCUGGCGGCCCUCAGCCUGACCCUGCGUGUGGCCGACGAGAUGGACCUCAAUGUGGGGCACGAGGUGGGCUACUGUGUCCCCUACGACGACUGCUGCACCUCGGAGACUCUCCUCAGGAAGUCAGCGAGUGUUGCGAGGCCAUUCGCCUGGAGGCCGCCACCUUGGAUCCCGGCUUGGGCCCUCUGCUGGUGCUGCCCCUCCACCUGGGCGUGGGGCGGGAGGUCCAGCGGGUGUACGAGACCAGCCCAGAGCCACCGGAUGGGGACCGGCCACGCCGGAUCAUCGUCUCCCACUGGAUGGCGGAUGCAGCCUUCUCCGUGGGAAGCGUCAGGCAUGUGGUUGACACCGGUCUGGAGCUGCGCAGCGUUUACAACCCACGGAUCCGGGCUGAGUCACAGGUCCUGCGCCCCAUAAGCAAGAAGCAAGCUGAGUCACGGCGGCUGAGGGCAGCUGGGAGUCCCCCAGGGUCCUGCCUGCGCCUUUACUCUGAGUCUUUCUAUGAACACCAAAUGCCAGAUGCCCCUCCAGCCUGCAUCACUGAGGCAAACCUCAGCCGCCUAGUGCUGCUCCUGAAGCGGCUGGACAUUGCCGACAUGGGGCAGUGUGACUUCCUUGACAGGCCAGGCCCUGAGUCUCUCAUGCAGGCGCUGGAAGACUUGGACUACCUGGCCGCCCUGGAUGAUGAUGGGAACCUCUCUGAGGUGGGCAUCAUCAUGUCGGAGUUCCCCCUUGAUCCCCAACUCGCCAAGGCCCUCCUGGCCUCCUGUGAGUUUGACUGCGUCGAUGAGAUGCUCACGCUGGCUGCCAUGCUGACAGCCUGGCCCUGCUUCCAGACUCCCCCGACCCGCUGGGAGGAAGCGGUAGCCGCCCGGCAAAGAGGACUGCUGCACCCGGCAGGAGACCACUUCACCCUCAUCAAUAUCUUCAAUGCAUUCCACCAGCAGAGCGACCCAGAGAGCUGGUGCCGGAAACACGGGGUGAGCGAGGGGGCGCUACGGCUGGCGGGGGCCGUGCGGGCAGAGCUCCUGGAGGUGAUGCAGCGGAUUGAGCUCCCGGUCUCCCCGCCCGCCUUCGGCACAGACACCAACGUCCUCCACCUGAAGCAAGCCCUCCUCUCAGGCUUCUUCCUCAAGGUGGCCCGAGACAUUGAUGGCUCUGGAAACUAUCUGCUCCUGACCCACAAACACGUGGCUCAGCUGCCCCCCAGCUGCUGCUACCAACUGCGCCGGCCGCCCCCACGGCCGCCCCCCUGGCUGCUGUACCACGAGUUCACCAUCUCACAGGAUAACUGCCUGAGUGUUGUCUCUGAAAUCCAGCCAGAGAUGCUGGCCCAACUGGCCCCGCAGUACUACCUGAGCAACCUGCCGCCCAGCGAGAGCCGGGACCUGCUCCUGGAGCUGCGUGAGAAGCUUUCAGGUGAGGAGGCGGCAGCAGGAGCGGACCCCCCACGAGACGAGGGGCCUGAGACCCUCAGGUGCCCCCUCUCCGAGGACAGGGAAGAUGUCUGCGUGGUGCAGUGAGCCGGGAGCGAGGCCAGGCCCAGAUCCGCCCAGAGCUGCCUUGUCAUUGUUGGUGGGGAGAGGAGGAGUGUGGCCUCAGCCCUCCGUUGGCAUCACCUAGAGCGGCCCUGGCGUACUGGACACAGGAGGGGCCAUCUGGGGUCUGCCAGGGGCUCAGGGGGCUGUGGUUUGGGUGCAUUCUGGAAAGAGGAAUGGGAGCUGAAACCAGGUGGCAUGGCACCCUUGUGGGUGGUUCUGGGACCACAGGGUCCUUUCAACGUGGUCUGAGCACAUGGGUGGCUGAGCAUGCGCAGGACUUCCAUCACCCUGGGGGUGAGUGUGGCCUCCCUCAGCCGGAGGAGGGGAGGGGAUCCUGGUGGUGUCGGUGAAAUCCCCUCUGCUGCCAUCCUUCUUUGAGAGGCACCUUGCAGGUGGGGCACUGUGGGGGGCUACUGUGCUGUAGCACAGUGAGGGCGGCUUCCAAGCCCCCCUUUGGAGGGCCUUUGGGGACGGACAUGAUCUACUGGUCAUCUGUGGCCUGCCUGACGUACAGCAGGAGGCCCGCUUGGGCUGGGGUGGGCCAAGAAAGGGCAGGGCAUCCAGCAGUCUGGGCCACUCUUACUGUUUGGGAGGCCAGGUUCCCCCAUUUCUUCCUCUUCCUCUCUCUUGACUUCCGCUCCAAGGCCUUGGUUGUCUGUGUGUCCCAGGGGCCUUUGUGGGGCAGGAUGCCUAGUGGAGACGGGUGGGAAACAGCCCUUGGCUGUGAGCUGGGUCAGGGGGCUUUUCCGCCAGGGAGCCGGCUGGGCAUGGGGGGCUGGGGGCGGCUCGCUCACUUGCAGAAAUCUCCUGGGGUGACCUCAGCCCGACUGGACUGACCUCAGCUGGACAGUUCCCAAGGACUCUGUGGGUCAUCUUACUUCUUUCUGUCUGAGCAGGUGCUUCACUAAGCAGAUCAAUUAAACAUUUUAAAAACCUAA